Molecule: messenger RNA, 624 nt
Organism: Lachancea fermentati
Lineage: Eukaryota; Fungi; Ascomycota; Saccharomycetes; Saccharomycetales; Saccharomycetaceae
Source: the annotation of a GenBank genome assembly
AUGAAAAGAUCAUAUGAUCAUUUGAUUGAUACAAAUUCAAUUGAAUUGACGUCCAUUCCGCAGUUCCCGAUAAAGAAUAGACGCUGCGACUACAAUGACAUAGACCAUACGAUUCGUCGUGGCUCUUUUCUCUGGAACUCUUUCUUGUUCACCGAAAGGGAUGAUGAGGGCAAUAUCAGGCUCCUCAAUUGUGAGGGUACAAUGGGACACACGAGCUUUAGUCUUCAAAUACACAAAUUAUUGGCUAUAAGAUGUUAUCGACCUCACUUGCUUGUUUUCUUCUUCAAUCCGCAUUUCGUAUUCUUGGAAGUUAUGCAAAACGUUGCAAAUGUACUUGGUAACAAAGUAACAGUCAUUGGCAUAACUUGUUGUGUGGACUACAGCAGUAAUGCAGUGAACUUUCCGAUCAUUACAAAUGGUGAAAAAAUAAUACGACACAUGCGUCUCUUAGACCCUCUCGGGGGUGCUAAAUAUCCUUUAGAGUGUUGUUUAAUCAUUAACUCCAGUGAUGAUUUGGAAAAUAUAGUAUAUUUCCGCCACAACCAAGAUAAGCACUUCACGAGGCGUUUAUUAAAUUCAAUUAACGAUGGGAAAGACAAUUAUCAAGAAAUGGAAUUUUCUUAA